Messenger RNA from Closterium sp. NIES-65, 456 nucleotides. Lineage: Eukaryota; Viridiplantae; Streptophyta; Zygnematophyceae; Desmidiales; Closteriaceae. The record is from the annotation of a GenBank genome assembly.
AUGGGUCGUAUGCACAGUCACGGAAAGGGUAUUUCGCGCUCCGCCCUGCCCUACAAGCGCACUCCUCCGAGCUGGUUGAAGAUCUCAGCCCCCGAGGUCGACGAGCACAUCUGCAAGCUCGCGAAGAAGGGUCUGACGCCGUCGCAGAUCGGCGUCAUUCUGAGGGACUCGCAUGGUAUCGCGCAGGUGUCCGGCGUCACGGGCAGCAAGGUCCUGCGCAUUCUCAAGGCUCACGGCCUGGCACCUGAGAUCCCCGAGGAUCUGUACCAUUUGAUCAAGAAGGCGCUGGCGGUGCGCAAGCACUUGGAGCGCAACCGCAAGGACAAGGACUCCAAGUUCCGCCUCAUUCUCAUCGAGAGCCGCGUACACCGCCUCGCGCGCUACUACAAGUGGACCAAGAAGCUGCCGCCCAACUGGAAGUACGAGUCCGGCACUGCCAGCACCCUCGUUGCCUAA